UGCAAAAAUAGCCAGGGAACCACAUGGUAAGUAGUAAUGUUUAUUCAUAUUGAAAAGUGAAAACUAUAAUUCCACCUAUUUAUAGGAUCUCACCACCUUCAUAUACUUCAACUCAACAUUUCAUUAUAGCAUACCUCUGAUCUAUUCCUCUUCUUCUUGAACUAAAACACACACACACACACAAAAAAAAGGAAGAAAUGUGUAUCAGUUCUACAGAGUGGAGUUCAUCACGUCCCAUUUACUUUUUAAUGCAGAAAAAACAACGACCAAAGCUCUCUCGAGUUCAAGUUCAUAGGCUAACAAGGAGGAAGAGAAGUGAGGAAAAAGCAGCUGAGGAUAUGGAAAUGAGAAAUUUGAAGCUAUACAUGGAAAAUAUGAGCAUUUUAGAGGAGAAUGAGAAAUUGAGGAAGAAAGCAAGCCUUCUCCAUCAAGAAAACCUUAGUUUAAUGUCUGAGUUUCAGAAGAAAUUUUCACAAUUUGAUAGAGGCUCCACUACUCUUAACCUACUUCCCAUUCAUAAGCAACCAUGUCAAUGAAGAAAGUAACUGUUAUAUUAAUGAGGGAAAAGAGUGGAUAAAAAUAAAUAUUCACUUAGUGUAUAUGUAUGCUAGCUACUUGUGUUAUUCAUAAAUUAUUAUUUCGUUUAUGUUGUUAUAAAAUUAGAGUACUCUUGGUAAUUA
Molecule: messenger RNA, 680 nt
Organism: Nicotiana attenuata
Lineage: Eukaryota; Viridiplantae; Streptophyta; Magnoliopsida; Solanales; Solanaceae
Product: protein LITTLE ZIPPER 1-like
Exons: 2
Coding region: 198-536 (112 amino acids)
Source: RefSeq, a predicted model, not a curated record